Molecule: messenger RNA, 3251 nt
Organism: Toxotes jaculatrix (banded archerfish)
Lineage: Eukaryota; Metazoa; Chordata; Actinopteri; Toxotidae
Gene: bag3
Product: BCL2 associated athanogene 3
Exons: 4
Coding region: 350-2008 (552 amino acids)
Biological process (GO): protein stabilization; negative regulation of striated muscle cell apoptotic process; muscle cell cellular homeostasis
Cellular component (GO): membrane; cytosol; cytoplasm
Molecular function (GO): adenyl-nucleotide exchange factor activity; protein-folding chaperone binding
Source: RefSeq, a predicted model, not a curated record
AACUGGGGUGCAGGGCGCAUGGGUCACUGAGCUCCAGAGAGUCCCAUCAAAAUUAUGGUGAAGAUAUCCCAAUCAGCUGUCACUUCCACCGCAGCUGCAUCAAAACAAAUCCUCCAAAUCCUCGGGCUUCCUGUGGCGGUAAAAAAAAAAAAAAGAAAGAAAAAGAAACAGAGCAGGGGUUUACUUUGUGUCUAUGUUUGGGGGUCUGCGACAUAACAAGUUUGAGAACCCAUGCCACCGUAUCCAGCGCUGUCCGCCCCCAACAUUAACCCGGCUAUUUCGAGAAACUUCCAGCCCACUUUUCCACGUCACUUGAAGGAAUCUUUAAAGCGUCCGUCGCCUGUAUAAAAUGUCUCAGUACUCGACAGCCAGCAACAUGAACGGCAUGAAGACACAGUCGCCGAUACUGACAAUGGCAAAUAAUGACAACGACCCUCUCCCCCUCGGCUGGGAAGUAAAAAUUGACCCUCAGACAGGAUGGCCCUUCUUUGUGGAUCACAACAACCGCACGACAACCUGGAAUGACCCGAGACACGACACGAAAAAGGUCAGAGAAGUGUCAGCAAAUGGACCCAACAUACCACCUGAACCAAGCCCUCAGGAGACACAGAAGACCUUUGUGAGGGAGAUGAAGCACCCCAUUCUUCGCCCAGGUUAUGUUCCCAUCCCGGUCUUCCACGAAGGCGCAGAACUGAGGCAGCAACAGCAUCCAUGUUAUUCCUACAUCCAGCCGGCCACUGCACAGAAUAUCCGAACAGAUGGGCGAACACCUUCCCCGACAGCAGGCCCCCCUUGCAGACCUAGAUCACCUUUACAUGGACCUUCAGACAGCUGCUCCUCUGAUCCAGGAAAGGUCAGCUCACCUGUUUCACAAACACCAGAGGUUCAUACUGUCUCUCAUCACCAACCCCCACGGCCCAGCAGCACUGGACUUCAAGCAGGUUACAUCCCUAUCCCAGUGAUCCAUGAGGGCGGAGGAGGCCAAACACAAACACAUGCUCAGUUAAAUCCCUCUGGACGUACUGAGAGUAGACACUCUCAGCGCAUCCCCUACUCAGAGCACCAGCAGCCCUUCCAUCGCCUUCAGACAGACGAAUGGCCUGGCUACUCUGCAGCAAUGCAGCCCCCCCGGGAAAGAGCUUCUCCAGUUCUGUUUCCUCAGCAUCGCGAUGCUGCUUCUAUUCACCUCCCACCUCACAUUAGAAGCCAGUCACCAAUUAUAACGCAGGCUCAACAGCAUGUCCUCACAAGAGACGCACCCCAGAAAAUGGAGCAGGAACAACAAAGCACGCAACAGAAACCUGAGAACACGCAGCUCCCACAGCCAUUGCACACAGAAGCUGACAUCCAAAGGCCUCAACAACCUCAACACUUCCAACAGCCUCCACCUCAGCAACCACAGCAGUUCCAACAGCCACAACACUUCCAGCAGGCACCACCUCAGACGUCCCCACAGCCUCAGCAGCCUGAACAGUUAAUGCAGUCGCAGCUACAGUUCCAGCCGCCACAGAAACCAGAGCAACCACAGCAACAUACUGCAGAUAUCACAGUUCAAAUACCUCCAAAACCAGAAGCCCAGGACACGGCAUCUGUUCCCCAAGAGGUCCCACCUGUAAAGGUAGAGGCUGAACAGGCUGCCCAGUGCCCAAUCCACCCAGGCUUGGCUAAGGUACAGCAGAUAGUUGAACGGGUCGCUAAACUGGAGCAGGAUGUGAAAUGUUUUGAUGGAAAGAAGAAUGAUAAGAAAUACUUGUUACUGGAGGAACUGCUGACCAAAGAGCUCUUAGCACUGGACUCAGUUGACCCAGAGGGUCGUGUGGAUGUACGGCAGGCGAGACGGGAUGGAGUCCGCCGUGUUCAGACCAUACUGGAAGAACUGGAGCAACUGGAGGAGCAGCCAGCCAAGCCUUCUAGCGACACCCCAAUGGAGGGAGACAACUUGACACAGAAAGGAGAGCCCAGCAUGAUCACCAAGGAGAAUGUCGAGAUGGCAAAGGAGAUAUCAUAAUGACUGCACACUCCAUGAUCAAGAGGAGAGAAGGAUAACCUGCUGUAUAUUUGAUAGUGAACACGUCUGCUCCGGCUAACCCUCCUCCUCCUCUAUCUACAGCAUUUGUGGAAGUUGCAUGCAUUGAUUAACAGUGUUGGUAUUUCCUGCCAUUCAGCACAUAAUUGAUGGUAGCUCAGUGCAAUCAUGUUUUUUCAAGCCAAUGUUGUUGCCUUCUAUGUUGUGCCAAUGUCUUCAUAAUAAGACAGCUGUCAUGAUCAAGGUGUUGACAACAAUUUCUAGUCAAAUUAAAGUUUGAAUAAGAGGCCUUUAUCAAUAAAUGGAAGUAAACUAGAAGUAUUUUCCUAAGAAAUGUUAUGUGUGGUUGCCUUUUGUCUUGAUCAAAUAUUGUACGGAGCUUUUCUUAAUCCACUUAGCUCGUCACUUAGUACACAAGUGCAAACAUUGGGGCUUUAAAGCAGAACUCACUGCAAAACUCAGCCAAUAGAAAAGCAUUUUCCCCUUUAUGGCCACAUGGCCAUGUUGGAACUGCUUUGUCACAGAAUACAGUGAAUAUGUUUGUUAGAUGCUGCUUUUUGGUGCAUUACUGAUUUUACCAUCUUUGCACUUUGCCAUCACUGAAAUGUAUCUUGCUGAAAGUUCAGCAGAACUUCAUUUGAAAUAUAUCAGUUACACAAGUUUUGAUUGAUGUGUUUGAGUGUUUGUAUGUGCAUUGGUUUACUUGUUCUUUCAAGACAUUAUAUCAGUAUUUAUAUCAUUAUAUAGUAUUUUGGUACAUUUAUGAAUGUGUAAUGACAAAUGGAGGUGAGAUGGUGUAUCUUACUUGAGAUGUGAGACAAUCAGCACUUGGUGCUAAUUAGGAAUCACACUUUCAGGAUGUCCUUGUAUAACUACCAAAGCCACAAUCUGUAAUAACACCAACACAAAAAUGGCCUUAAAAAUGCCAACUGUGAGAAAAUGCCCAGUUCAUAAACAGAUGAAGAAAACUGCAGUCUGUUGUUUUCAGAAUUACUUUUCCUAUUACCCUGAUUUUUUUUUUUUUUUUUUUUUUUUUUUGUGUAGUAAUUUAUCACUGUAAUACAAUCACAAGCCAUCUUUAAGGGAGGGUCACUGCCUAACACACUUUUACAAAUUAUGGAUUGUGGCUUAUAGUUGAUCACAGUUUAUGAGUAGCAGGCUGAUGCAGUGUUGAAAGCAAGUCUAUCUUGUUGGUAUGGUUGAAAAUAAAAUGUAUUUGACAUGA